AAGAAGAACGGUGGCAUCGUGAUGCUGUCCUUGUCCGUGCGGGUGCUGCAGUGCAACCCGUUAGCCAACGUGUCUACUGUGGCAGAUCACUUCGACCACAUCAGGGCAGUCAUUGGAUGCAAGUUCAUCGGGAUUGGUGGAGAUUAUGACGGCGCUGGCCGGUGAUUCCCACAGGGCCUGGAGGACAUGUCCAUAUACCUGGUACUGAUAGAGGAGUUGUUGGGGCGUGGCUGGAGUGAGGAAGAGCUCUGGGGUGUGCUUUGAGGAAACGUGCGGCGGGUCUUCAGACAGGUGGAACAGGUGCUGCCCGCUGACUGCCGCCUCCUGGUACGGGAGGAGAACGAGGGACAGAGUCCCUUGGAGGAUGAGUUCCCAGAUGAGCAGCUGGGCAGCUCUUGCCGCUCCGUCCUCCCAUAUCUGCAUCAGAGAGAGGAUCUGGCUCCAGACCAGAAACUAACCAGAGCUGUG
This is a messenger RNA of Delphinapterus leucas (beluga whale), 468 nucleotides long. NCBI's taxonomy places the organism in Eukaryota, Metazoa, Chordata, Mammalia, Artiodactyla, Monodontidae. The record is from RefSeq and is a predicted model, not a curated record.